UUCUGUCCCCGAUUCGCUGAGAGCGCGCCUCACAAUUCAACAGCUGCACAUAGCGACUUGCAAACAUUGAAUAAGAACAAUAUGACCGACAAUUGUAGGAAGGUGAACAAAUUUGGCUAGCUGCUAUUAUUCAUGAAUUUGCUAGUUUAGCGACAGGAUGUAACACGCAGUUUAUUUCACUUAGAUAUAUAAUUUCGAUGAAUUGAAAGUUUACCUGGAAAGCCUGAAUUGGAAUCUACUUACUAAGACCUAACUCCCCUGGAUGAAUCACUGACAAUCUUCCACAUUGAUAUUCAGAAAUGUCAUACAGUAACUCCUUAAUACUUAAGUAUAUAGAUCAAUUGCACAACUUUUGAGGAAAUGCCAACUCACCUGUUGUUGCCAUAUGUGGAAAGUCCAGAUGGACUUGGACAAGACGUUCUAAAUAUUAGUAGUGCUAGCAUGCCAGGGUCUGGCUCCAGCAUGACUCCUCACAGUGCCACCAUCACUAACAAAGCUGAGGCUCAGCCUGAGGGAAGCCUGCUGGAAGCCCUGGACUGUAUGUUUUGUGACCAGACCUUCACACACCAAGAUGACCUGGGCCCACACGUCCUGACCCAGCACCCCACAACACUGUUCGAAACGGCAGUUCUGCGUGUGGAGGCAGAGUUCUUGAUCCCAGGUGAGAGAGCCCGGUCCAAACCCAGGUUGCCAUCUGUGAAGGAGGUGGUAUUUAGCUGCGUUGUGUGUGAUCAGGCCACAGAGGGUGCCAGCGAGCUGGAGAGCCACAUGAGGACACACAAGGACUGUUUCACUUUUCACUGUAACCUUUGUGGCCGGCGGUUCAAGGAACCCUGGUUUCUCAGGAACCAUAUGAGGUUCCAUAAGGCUAAGGCCCAGCAGAACCUGGAUGGUCCAGUUAUUAUCAAUGAAGUCAUCCAAGACCAAGGCCCAGAGCCCGUAAUCACCCAUUACAAAAUGUGCUUUACAUGUGGCUUCUUCUUCCCCGAUAAAGACCAUUUGGUGGAACACAGCAAAGUACAUAGUAAAGAAUUAGAGGCUGAUGAAAACAGAGAAAAGGAUAGACAGGAAGAUCCCCUCAGUCAACAAGGUUUUUUACAGGUACUCAACCUUCGCCCCCUCUCUGAGGAAAGAAGUAUACCAGAGAGAUCUUCUAGGUGGAUUGCCCAACUAGACCCUUUCAACACCUACCAGGCCUGGCAACUUGCCACCAAGGGAAAGAUAGCAGUUUGUCCAAGUGUGGCUAAAGAUGUAGGCCUAAUCCAAGACCACAGCUCUAACAACGAGGACUCUGGCUCAGAUAAAGAACUAACAAACAUCUGGUCAGAAGGCCAAGAAGGUGACAACAAUGGUGUUAAAGACAACUUGGGUAGAGAACUGAGAUCCAGACAGACUGCUGGAGAGACCCCAUCACCAGAACCUGAUCAGAAGUCAAGUCGAAAUGACAAGCCGACGCACUGUGAGGACUGUGGGAGGACGUUCAGGACGUACCACCAGCUUGUUCUCCACUCCAGGGUGCACAAGAGGGAGAGCCCCACCGCCUUCAUUGAUGGCAAGCUCUCCAGAGCAGGGUCCCCCAAAGAAGAGGGGUCUGAAGGCUGGUCAGAGGAUGGAGUACCGGGAGAUGCCUUCUAUUCAGAUAAAAGUGAAGAUGGAUUUGAUCAAAUGAAGGUGAAACAUCUUGUGUCCUCCAGGGAGUGUAGUUACUGUGGCAAGACAUUCCGUUCCAGCUAUUACCUCAACAUUCACCUAAGGACCCAUACAGGUGAAAAACCAUACAAAUGUAUAUACUGUGACUAUGCUGCGGCCCAGAAAACCUCACUGAGAUAUCACUUAGAUAGACGUCACAAGGACAAACCUUAUACUGACAUCCCUAAUAAGCCUGUGAUAUCUGUGCCAUCUCCCAGUGAGAAAGAAUUCACGAGAAACAGAGAAGACAAACCGGUCCCCAACCGAUCCAAACUGUGGCCAACUCCCAAUGUCAGCCCUGCAACCAAACCUUGUGCAAUUAUGAAACCAGAGGAUAGAUUUAAUAGCAUCGGUGUCAAGAUUGCCAGCCCACUUGCUCAAGUGAAUGCUGAGUAUGGGAAAUUGCUUUCUACGGCUGCUUACUCUUCUUCUGCAGACAUAAAAUGCCCCGUACCUGUUAACCUGAAGAUGGAAGGACAGGAGACAAAUCACACUUUACCUGUUAACUUGAAGAUGGAAGGACUGGAGACAAAUCACACUUUACCUGUUAACUUGAAGAUGGAAGUACUGGAGACAAAUCACCCCGUACCUGUUAACCUGAAGAUGGAAGGAAAGGAAAUAAAUGACGAGGGCUUCAGCGCCCCAUUAAAUUUGUCCUUAAAAGUGUCACUUUCCAUCUCCGCCACCCUAAUACCAAGGAAUGUGUUGAUUUCCAACACCUGUUUGUCCUGUGCCUUCAGCACUCUGUACCCAGAGGUCCUGCUCAUGCACAAGAAGCUGCUUCACAAGGAGAAGUCUGACAUAACUAAGAACAGAAGUCUAAAACUGAAGCGUUAUACUGGCUGCCCCCCUGCCCUUGAGGGCAAAGAUGUCACCCCGCUGCCUCCUGUAGAUCGGAGACACCCUCGCCGGACCAAAUCCCCAACCCCUCAGCCUCCUGGAAAACCUACAGGAAAGACUCACCCCUCCAACCCUCCUCAUGGGUGUAAAUGGUCUCUCACCAAUGACCCCCGGAAGGAGAUGGGAGCCCCGGGCCUGGACAAUCAGCGGUACAGGAUGAUGAUGAUGCCACCAACCACCAGCCAGGGCCAAUCCAGGUUUACAGAGCCAGCAGAACAAUCCAACACCAACGGUAGAAAAUAUAGCAGACCUGUAAUGGAGAGACCGACGCAGAACCCAUCGGACAGCAGAGUGGCAAGCGGCUUAAGAAGCGGCCCUGUGAGGAGCGGUAGUGUUGUAAUCAGGCCCUCAGAUGCUGCCAGGCUAUGCCUCUCCAGCCGGUUUGGUAGUCUGCCCCCAAUGGACUUUGGUGAACCUUCCAGUAAGAGGCAGAGAUUCUCUGGGCUCCCCGGAAGGGAAACGGACACUGUUGAUACUGGCUUUAUGAUGGAGGACAGGUACAACAGACUGCUGCCCUCAGGAAGGAAUGGAGCCUCUCCCUCUCACAGGCCGCGGGCCUAUGCCCCAGUCAAAGCGUCCAACCCUCCAGCCUCUGCCAGCAGCAGCAGUAUGGAGACUGACUGGAAUAUGAUCAACAUCCUCCGUUCCUACAGCCCCAGUGACCUGGCCUCCCUCUACCAUCCCAUGGCUAACCCCAGUCAUGGUGUGCAGACAAACCCAAGAGGGAGUAGGCCAUUACUCUACCCAGCUAGUAUGCUACAGAGGAGAGCCUAUUCCAGACCCAUCAGUAAUGAAUGCAGUGGACCCACUGACGAAAGGGCUUAACUGUUCUAAUGGUAGGCUAUUGUUCUGGUUGACUUCACCGGCCAUGUUGUAAGUAACUUUGGCUGUCUUAAGUUUUGUGUUGAGAUAAAUAGUAUACAUUUGAUAGCCUUCGGUAGGUUUGAAAUACACGGAGAAGUUCAUGCUACAAGCCAUCUUUUGAGAGCUUACCUGGAGGACAGGCCUGACCCAUAGAUGACCUAUCCCCACUGAUCUAUACACAUCUAUCUAAUACAACAGAGUUGAGGUUGUAUGCAUUGACAAAUGACUGUUUGAAUAUCAUAUUGUUAUGGUUGCACUAGAUAAAACAUGUAUAAAUGAGAAAAGUCGCUCUAAAAAGAGGACGUUACCUUUUGUUUGUUAAUACGCUGUUCUGUCUAAUAUGACAUACAGUCAGCAAUCAAAGGACCAUGUUUUUGUCAAAGCACUGAUGUUGGGUAGGGUUUUAUCCGACCUACAGCUUGAGUUCUUAGUUUACAAAACAAAAGCUGUAUGUUGACGUAUCUUGCCUCAAACUCAAUUUAUAGACUGUUGACGCUCAUAGUAGGCAGUUAUUUUUGUCAUGAUAUGAAGCUGCUGUAGCUAUCAUGUCUACUAUUGAGCCAGUGCAUUUUGGAGAGUUGGGAGCAACAUGUCUGUGCCUAUAAGUAGUAGUUAUUCACUGGCUAAACAUGAUCAGAGCCUGAAGCCAGGGAUUCCUGCUUCUGGGUAUUAUGUGAAAUGUGCAUAGAAAAGGCUGCUGGUUCUGUUCUGCAUAUGGAUUCCUCACAACCGACUAUGCUGCAACAGUGGCAAAACAUGGACUAAAUAUCAAGAGAAUAUCUGAGGGAUUCUAGUUUUUGUGUGCACAAAUACUGUUCAGAUGUUUCUUUUUUUAGAUCGACUGUUUUUCCAUACUGUAUUCAGGACUCUGUUCAUGUUAUGCAGGAUCUUAAGAUAGUCUUUUGCCUCAAGUUGGAUUGUGUUAACUUGUCUGUCUGCUUUGUCACUGGUUUUUCUGAAGCUGUGGUCUACUACUUAUUGAUUCUGUAUAUGAAAAAACAAUUGUCUCAGGUUUCAGAAUUCAAUUUGAGCUCUGAUAUGAUUCUACUUCAUUUAUGCAUUAACUGUUACAAAUUAAUGCACAUGGUGUAGGAAGCGUUCUGAUAUUUUCAAGCAAUUUGGGCACACCAGACUUAUGUUAUUUCAUAUUUUUGCUGUUAUAAUUUUUAAGGUGUUAUUUAUUUCUGUACAGUUUUGUUUUCUACGUGUGUGCAAUGUAAAAAGUGAAAUAUCGUUCAAGAGUUGUAUGACUAUCACCAUGAGUCAAUGACAUUUGGGGCAUAGAUGAGUAGUGUUAUAAUAUUUGUUUGUGCGGUUUUUAAAAUGUCUACAGGUAUCUUACCAAGUCUUACUAUAGGCAUACCACCUUCCUGUUUAUAUAACCUUGAAACAACUUUUGAGACUUUUUUUUGUCACUGGAAAUGAACAAUUUCAUAUUUCUCCUUUCCUGCUUUCAUAAGCAUGGGGUUAUUAAGUUAUCAUUUAAAUCUAAGUUUGGUUUAUGUAUUAGCCUAGGUAAUUAUUGUGACGGAUACUGGAAUUUACUCCGAUUUGCGAUGCUAUGUCUGCCUAUGCUGCUCUACAGUACUUUAUACAGUGAUUUCACCCAGUGUGGUUUACGUUCGCCUAAUAAAUGAUAGCCAUGUCAA
This is a messenger RNA of Salmo salar (Atlantic salmon), 5102 nucleotides long. Its product is annotated as zinc finger protein 217. Gene Ontology annotation, biological process: regulation of DNA-templated transcription. The record is from RefSeq and is a predicted model, not a curated record. Gene Ontology annotation, molecular function: DNA-binding transcription factor activity, RNA polymerase II-specific; RNA polymerase II cis-regulatory region sequence-specific DNA binding. NCBI's taxonomy places the organism in Eukaryota, Metazoa, Chordata, Actinopteri, Salmoniformes, Salmonidae. Gene Ontology annotation, cellular component: nucleus.